ACCAGAGCCUCGUAACGUUACAGUUUCAAGCAAAAACCGAACGAUUCGGGCGACCUGUGGUCGAUUCUACUUGUAAAAUUUGGACGAGAAAGUUUCGCGGGAACAUAUUGAAAAUUUCGCGAAAAUUUCGAAUUUCUUCUCGAAUCUUUCUUCUUUCUACGUUUUCUUUCAUUUUAUUCGUUUUACCUGCACGCCAACAAUGAAUAGUAGCGCGAGCAGAAAUAUUCCCGGCAGCUAUUGUAUCACAGUCGCUGUUGCACUUUUUGCUUCGCUUUGUCUCAGUGAAAUCGUAUCCGCACAACCUGGGUAUGACAGAGUUGCGCGCGAGAACACGGUCGAUAUCUACGACACUCUGUUAAAUUUUGCGAAAAUGGGAGAGAAAGGUAUGGCGGAAGAAAUGAGCGCUGGAAUAUCAGGGAUGACUAAAGAACGGCACAAACGAUUAUCGGAUCAAAGGCGAGCAGAGCUAGAGACCCUGAUGGCGCUCUCGAAAAUGACGGGGAAAUUGGUGAACGUGAUCAGGGGAGGACGUCAACUGCAACCAACCAAGACUGACAGGAAAAAGCGUUCGGUCUUCGACAUAAACGUGAAGAAUCUACAAAGACUGUUCCGACUGUCGCAGAAAUUGGGAUACAAAGGAAACGCGGCAUAUCCGGUUGUUAGUUGAAGCCACAGAAUCAUGCAGAAUGUAUUGGCGUGAAUUUAUUUAUCCAUGAAAGUGCAUCGAACCAAAAAAGGAUGACCCUGACAUAAAAGAAAUUUCGUGUAUCGAUUCGUCUGCGAAACCAUUGACGAAUCACAAAUUAGGCGUUUCAUAAAAAAUUAUUAUCAUCUCCUAUGUAUUUCGCAGGAAUAAUACAAAUUCCAAUUGCUGAACAA
Messenger RNA from Bombus impatiens (common eastern bumble bee), 879 nucleotides. RefSeq lists its product as uncharacterized. The coding region runs from base 200 to 667 and encodes 155 amino acids. The record is from RefSeq and is a predicted model, not a curated record. NCBI's taxonomy places the organism in Eukaryota, Metazoa, Arthropoda, Insecta, Hymenoptera, Apidae. The transcript has 5 exons.